Penicillium daleae is the source of this 1839-nucleotide messenger RNA. Its product is annotated as DUF3176 domain-containing protein. NCBI's taxonomy places the organism in Eukaryota, Fungi, Ascomycota, Eurotiomycetes, Eurotiales, Aspergillaceae. The record is from RefSeq and is a predicted model, not a curated record. The transcript has a single exon. Bases 1 to 1839 code for a protein of 612 amino acids.
AUGGCACCACCUUCAGUCAGCAGCGGUUCGCAACGCGGCGACCUGCCUAUAACGAGAACCUCAUCGGUCUCGUCCAUUCACCAUCCCCCAGAAGAACGCGAAGCAACAGCCGAUAACCGCAAGUCUUUCGAUUAUACCUCCCAACCAUUAUUCACCGAAGAUCCGACUUCGUCAACUACCACGAAGCCCCAACGAAAGAAAUCGUUUGACUGGAAUGGAUCUUGGGUAUGGGAAAUCGGUGGAUCUGUCCUGGGAAUCAUCUCCCUCGCGCUUCUCAUUGCCUUUCUCGCCAAAAUCAAUGGAACUGCAUACGAUCAUUGGCAAUACUCGAUCUCUCCCAACACGGUCGUCUCCGUAAUUACUACCAUUGGCAAGGGGGCGAUCUUGGUUCCUGUCUCGGCGUGUCUCAGUCAGCUCAAAUGGAAUCGUUACCGAAGACCCAAUCGUCUGUCCGACUUGCAGGCUCUAGACGAAGCGAGCCGUGGUGCCUGGGGAUCGAUCGUGUUGUUCUGGUCGAUGAGACCCAGCUUGGCCACCAUUGGAGCAGUGUUGACUGUACUGGCCCUCGCGAUCGACCCCUUCUCCCAGCAGAUUAUCGCGAUUCACUCGAGAAAUGCUGUGGCUCUGAAUGGAACGGCCUAUGUCCAAAUGGCUCGCGGUUACAAUUUGAAUUCGGACGAGGAAAAGUCUCCGACCAUGCAAAUUGCGGUGCUGAGCGGGCUGUUUCAAACUAAUGCCGCCUUAGAUCCGUACUGCGAGUCGGACUAUCACUGCACGUACCCCCCAUUUAUCACACUCGGCAUCUGCAGCAAGUGUGAAGAUGUCACCCAGGAUACCAGCCAAACCUGCAAGACUUCGCCACAAACAGCGGCCCUCAAUUAUCUCGGCUCUGGUUGGGACAAUAUGCGCACGAACUGCACUUAUCAAUCACCCAGUGGAUUCGAUGUGAAUCUCGCCGAUGUGACGUUGAGUAUGAAUCCUGGGCGAACUUUGACCUACCUGCAAGCUAAAUCCUCGAUUGUGCCUAACACGACCAUCACGAGCAUCGCGGGGAUUGAAAGUCCCCUCAUUUCGAUCUUGAGCUUGGUCGACAGCAACAAAACUUACUAUUCCCAUCAGAAUCAUACUCAACCACCAAACAAACCCGAUAUCACGGAAUGUGCAAUAUAUUGGUGUGAACAGGCGUUCACAACGGCAAACACUCGCCAAGCAUACCAACCCAGUAUUACUCAGCCUCUAAUUCCCAUCGACCCUGUGGUCACGGAAGGCUCAGCCAUUCGACACGACCAGCCAUAUCUGACUGCACCGUCAGGAUUGUCCACAAUCUCUGGAGAUUCUUCUUAUCCAAUCAAUCAUACGACCUAUACCACCUUGACCUCCGAUCUAUCCACUAUCCUCACGUCGGAUUCGGACUCUUCCACGGUCUUCGCAAUACAGAAUCUUGUGACGAGAAACAUCACGGAUAUUCUCUCAUCUCUUGCCACUAGUAUGACCGAUGUCAUUCGUUCCGACCCAGACACGAGCAUCUCUAUUCCCGGCAAGGCAUACUACUCCCAAAAUUUCAUCCAUGUCCGAUGGCCGUGGAUUAUUCUUCCCGUCUUCGUCGGUGUGAUGUCGACGGUAUUUCUCGUCAUUACUGCAAUUUCGAGCCGAAAAAGGGUGCUCUGGAAGUCCUCCGUGUUGCCUUUGCUUAUUGGCCGGCUUGAAGUGCAGCCGUGCCAUGCUUUAUCAGCUGUGGAUCGUGUAGACGAGCUGAGCAGCAAGUCUAAAAGAGUUCGAGUCUUUUUGGAGAAUGAUCCGAGACUGACAUUUGUGGAAGACACGAGUGCAAAGGAAUGA